GCACUGAUACAACAGGCGGCGUCGCCCACUAACUGGACCCGAGCCUCAACCGCUUCCAGUUAUAUCGAACCCAUAGUCAGAACCCGUAAUAAUAUUCACGUCAUCACCAGAUCGUUAGUCACAAGAAUUUUAUUGUCCAACACUAACGGAUUGACGGCCACUGGCGUUGAGUUUAGCAGAAAUGGUCAAACAUAUCAAGUGAACGCUCGACGGGAAGUCAUACUAUCGGCCGGCGGAACAAAUAGCCCACAGAUAUUGAUGCUCUCGGGAAUUGGUCCGCGACAGCACUUACAAGACAUGGGAAUACCGGUACAAAUGGAUCUCCCGGUCGGCAACAACCUUAUGGAUCACAUAUUGAUUCCAAUGGACUAUUUGGUGCAAAACCAGUCCGACAUCCAGUGGUCUAGAAAUUUGGAUCAAAUAAUGACAGUUCAGAAUUUAUAUGAUUAUUACGUUAAUAAUAACGGACCGCUCGUCCAAUUGCCGACUGUCCUCACGUAUCACAGCUCACGAUUCAACGACAACCCGGACUGGCCCGACGGUAUCAGAGCCACACUCACCUCACAAAUCGGAACAAAUAUUAGCAGCAUUUUAGCCGAUUAUGGCCAGAAUGUAGACGAAUGGGCCGACUAUUGGAAUGGUUUGGCUGGAGAUCAAAGACAUUUUUGGGUCUUUUACGCCGUGUAUAGACCGCGAAGUCGAGGAACCGUUCGGUUGGCGUCCUCUAACCCGAGAGACGCGCCACUCAUUGAUCCCAAUUAUUACGCCGAGAAUUAUGACUUAGGAGUAGUGGUCGACACUAUGAGCACUGGUAUGCGAAUGACUGAACAGCCAUUCUUCAGACAAUUCGCCCGCAUUUACAACCGGACAAUACCCGGCUGUCAGAUGUGUGACUCCGGACCCUAG
This is a messenger RNA of Medioppia subpectinata, 906 nucleotides long. The record is from the annotation of a GenBank genome assembly. Lineage: Eukaryota; Metazoa; Arthropoda; Arachnida; Sarcoptiformes; Oppiidae.